This is a messenger RNA of Fukomys damarensis (Damara mole-rat), 4573 nucleotides long. RefSeq names its product zinc finger protein 717. Lineage: Eukaryota; Metazoa; Chordata; Mammalia; Rodentia; Bathyergidae. The transcript is spliced from 5 exons. The record is from RefSeq and is a predicted model, not a curated record. The coding region runs from base 257 to 2098 and encodes 613 amino acids. Gene Ontology annotation, molecular function: DNA-binding transcription repressor activity, RNA polymerase II-specific. Gene Ontology annotation, biological process: negative regulation of transcription by RNA polymerase II.
GCCAACCCGAGUGGGCCUAGGAGGCGGCGCGAGCCCCGUGCUGGGAGGGGAGAGUCGGCUGUGCUUUCCUGACUGCUGGCUCAGGGGCGGCUCGUGCUCCGGGUGUCCAGAGCGUGGCUUCCAAAGCUGCGAGGCAGACGGUCGACUGGCGAAGUCCACGUGGCAGGGCCGGGGGUCUGCGGACUACGAGUCCUCCUCAAAAUGUUCUCUGUGUGGACACAGUGAGUCCUCUGUGUGUUUCCAAGAGCAGCAAAAAAUGAAGAAAUCUCUGGUGUCGGUGUCAUUUGAGGAUGUUUUUGUGAGCUUCACUUGGGAGGAGUGGCAGGUUCUGGACAAUGCUCAGAGGACCCUGUACAGGGAGGUGAUGCUGGAGACCUACAGCAGCCUGGCGGUGUUGGGGCAUUGCAUUACUAAACCUGAGGUGAUCUUUAAGCUGGAGCAAGGAGCAGAGCCAUGGAUGAGAGAAGAACCCCCAAAUCUGAGUCCUCCAGAUGUCCAGAAAGUGGAUCACAUACUUCAGCCCAGCCACGAGAGUCAAGGAAGACGUUUGUGGCAAGUUGUUCUUACCACUAACAACACAACAGCUGAGGAGAGAGUUGAAUUAGGAUUGGAGCUCAAAGUCCUUGAGUGGAAUUUUGAUUUGAGGUCAAGCCGAAGUUCAGAUUUGGUUAUAAAUAAUGGAAGCUAUUCAGCAAUGGCGAAUCUCUCCAGUGAGCCUAGUGGAGAGAAACCUAAUCAGUAUCAUAUAACUGGGAAGUCCUUGAGAUAUCCUGAGCAUUUUGGUCAGCAUCCCAAGAUUCCAACUGGGCAGCAGGAUUUUCAAUAUAGCGGACAAUGGGAACGCUUCACCAGGGAGGCAAAAUUAUUGAAAGAAUGUGUUACACAUAAGAGGGUUCCUAUGGGACAGGCCUGCUGGAAGCAUGAUGAACCUGGGAAAGCCUGUGAGAAGUCAGCUGUCAUUGCUACAGUGGGAAGGAAAACUCUUUAUAAAAGCUGUGAUCUCACCACACAUGAGACACACACAGAGGAGAAAUCCUGUGAAUGUGGUGAAUGUGAGAAAACCUUCAUUGUGCAACAGAAGAAACAUUCAGAGAAAGAACCCUAUUCAUACUAUCCACAUGAGGAGUCCUUCAGCUAUAAGCCAGUCAUCUCUAUGCAGCAGAGUUUUCAUAGAAGGGAAAAGCCCUACAAAUGUGAUGAAUGUGGAGAGGCCUUUCACACUAAGUCAGACCUAGUGAGGCAUGAGAGUAUUCAUGCUUGGGGGAAACUGUUUGAGUGUAAGAAAUGUGGGAAAACUUUCUGCCGGAAGUCAUCCCUUACUACUCAUGAGAAAAUUCACAGUGGGGAGAAGCCCCAUCAAUGCACUAAAUGUAGAAAAGCCUUUCGCAAGAAGUCACAGCUCCGGAGGCACUGGGGAAGAAUUCACACAGAAGAGAAACCUAAAGGAUGUAAUGAAUGUAAUGAGUGUGGAAAAUUUUUUCACAGAAAGUCUCAUCUCAUAAAGCAUCAGCGUACUCACACAGGCGAGAAGCCCUAUGAAUGUGGUCAAUGUGGAAAAUCUUUUGGCCAGAAGAUACACCUCACAAAGCAUCAGCGUACUCACACAGGCGAGAAACCCUAUAAAUGUGGUCAGUGUGGAAAAUCUUUUGGCCAGAAGAUACACCUCACUAAACAUGAGACAGUCCACACCAUGGAGAAGCCCUACGAAUGUAAUCAGUGUGGAAAAUUCUUUGGCCAAAAGACUUACCUCACUAAACAUCAGAUGAUCCACUCUGGGGAGAAACCCUAUGGAUGUGAUAAGUGUGGGAAAUCCUUUGGACAGAAAACUUAUCUCACUAACCAUCAAAUGACACACACGUUGGAGAAACCCUAUAAAUGUAAUGACUGCGGAAAAUCCUUUGCCUAUAAGUCGUACCUUGCUAAACAUCAGAUGACACACACUGGGGAGAAACCCUAUGGAUGUAGCCAGUGUGGAAAAACUUUUCGCCAGACUUCACACCUCAGCAAGCAUGAGAGAACUCAACAUGGGAGAAAAGCUUCUAUGAAUGUGGAAACUUGCUCAAAUCAUACUUCAGCAAAUAUCAGCGAAUUCACAUAGUGGAAAAAUCUUGCAUGGCAGAUAAUAGCUAUGUAUCCUUCAAAAUCCAUUUCCUUUUCUCUGGAACACAGCCUGCAUUUCCUAGCCUUGCCUACUGUGGCCUGGACUCUGCCUGGGGAAUACAGACAUAUGUGGUAAGAAUUACAUCCAAGCCUGUACACAAAGAGAAUGACACUGCAGCGUUCUCAGAUUUCUCAUCUUUUAUGACACUAAAGUGCUACUGACCCUCAGGAUGGCUUUGAAGUACAGGUGGGAGAUGGUCACUGUGAUUUAAGACAUGAAGAGAACAGAUCUUUCCAGCACUGCCUCGGUACCUUGUGUUCUUUACAUGAGUGAGAAAUAAAUAUCUACUCUUUUGCUAUUUUAUGCAUGAUCUGUUUGCAUUGUAGCACCAGUAGCCCACUGUUUCUGAUUCAUUUUAUGAAUAUGAGAUCUUUCUGAGGGAAUAUAGAAACCUGUUAUCUUUCAUCUCUAAGUCAGCGUUUUUAAGAAUCAAUUGAGAAAGGAUAUAACAUAUUUGGGAUUUUGUAUGUCUGGCAGGGAUAUCUCAUGGGACACUGAGAAUAAUAUAACUCUAUUAUUAUAAUGAGUCAGAACUUUAAGAUUUUACCUUGUUGGACAGGGGAUUUAGCUCAGUGGCAUAGUGCCUACCUGGCAAGCAUGAGGUCCUGAGUUUGAUCCCUGGUAUCAAAAAAAUUUUUUACCUCAUUUAUGCAUCAGAUGUAUACUCAGUGUAAUGGGAACAAAUGGGAAUUUUGAAGAUAUAUUCAAAAUAUAAAAUAUUUGAGUAGCAGUAAUAAAAUAUGAGUGGUGCUAUUACCUGCAUUUGAGAGUGUGCAGUCAUUUUUGGUUAUCACAUCUGGAGAUUGGGAGCUCCUGCUAGUGCCAUCUAGUGGGUAGAGAUCUGGUACAGCUACACCGCCUGUGAAACACAGCAUAGACUCUGAAGUACACAGGGUUUGUGCAUAAAGAGUAUUAUAUGUUAGAAAUGCUCCUUCAUGAGACCAGAUGAUAAAUGCCACUGGCGUAAUAAAUAUGGCUUUGAUUGGUGUAUUAAUCCAUUUUCUGUUGCUAUGACAAAGCACUUGAGGCCCGGCACUUUAUUAAAAGGUUUACUUUGCUUGCAGUUUGGGAGGCUGGCAGUAGAAGAUUGGGUGGUUACAGUACUUCAGCCUCCAUGCUGUCUUGCUUGGCUGGGUCACAUCAUAUUGGAGACAUGGAAAGGAAGCUCACUGUGUGCGGAAGAGGCCACAUGUGUGGAGUGGCCCUGCUUUAUAAUAACCAUUUCUGCGACAACUCUGUUUGGUGGUGGUGGGGGGGUUGAACUCAGGUCCUUAAUGCUUGCAAGGCAGGCAACAGAACCACUGAGCUAAAUCCCCAGCCCCCUCUGCAACAACUCUGUACAAGCAUUUGUUCCUUUUGUGGCACUGCCAGUAGUGACCCAAUUCCUCCUGCUAGGCUCCACCAUGUUCUUUUCUGGUACUGGGGAUUGAACCCAGGAGCUCCUAUCUCCAGCUAAUGUGUGGGCACGUCUGCAUGUGACACUACGAAACCAGAGUCUGCACAUUAAGCUACAUUCUUGGCCCUUUUUCCCUAUUAUUUUGAGGUAUGAUGUCACUUAUUUGCAAUGUAUUGCUCAGAAUGGGUUUGAACUUGGAAUCUUCCUGCAUCUGCCUCCCAAAUCACUGAGAAUACAGGUAUGCCCCAGUGGGCCCAGCAAGGCCCUGACUUUUAGCAUUUCAUUUCACAACCACCCUAAGCUUCAACUCUGUACAUGAGCCCUUAGGGACAAACCACAGCCAAAGCAUAGCAGUUAGGAAUUUCCAUGUCCUGGGCCAUACUAGCCUCUGUGUCCUGUUUAAUGGAUUAAGUAUACAGUGCCUUACUACAUUCAUGUUCCUAUUCAUAGUGUACAUAGAUCUGUACAAUAAUAACCAAACUCUUAAGUAAAUGUUUUCCUGAAGUCUGCAGCAAACAGUGCCAGAUAGUGGUUCUAAAAGAAAGACUCAUAGAACUAUACAAAUCAGGUACAUAAUUAUCAGUUUAAGUCUAGAUUAGCUUAAACAGCUCUGAUCAGUGGUACUUGCUUCAUCCCAUUUAGUAAAAUGCAAUCUCUGCAAGCACAAUUUGCCCCUCAUUCUUAACUCCUAGUGUUUGCAUGGGUACUGGCAUAGGUGUGUGUGCUGAGCAGUCUGUAUUUUCUGUGACAAUGGUGGUCAUGCUGUCUAACGGGCCAUGUGAUACAUCCUCACUUCUCCACUUACAUGUUUGACUUUUCACCUUAACAUCUCUGGGCUUCUGUCUCUUCGUGUUAAAAAAAAAAAAAAGUCAUACUAGAACCUACCUUAAGAAGUCAUUGUGAGGAGUAAAUUAGAUAAGUACAAUUCUUUGAAUAUUUCUUGACAUCUGAUAAUUAGCAUAUAGAUUGUACCCAUGUGGGGAAGAGUGAUUAUUGUAAUUUACAAAAACACUAUU